Messenger RNA from Tetrahymena thermophila SB210, 1281 nucleotides. RefSeq names its product transmembrane protein, putative. Lineage: Eukaryota; Ciliophora; Oligohymenophorea; Hymenostomatida; Tetrahymenidae. The record is from RefSeq and is a predicted model, not a curated record. The transcript has a single exon.
AUGAAGAAUCUCUUAGCAAUUAUAAUCAUUGGAGCCAUAAUUUCUCCAUAUAUAAAUUGCAUUGAAACGAUGAGCGCUCGUACAGACUAUACACAAUUAUCUACUUUAAUUAAUUUUAACUUAGGUUCUCCAGCAGUUCCUCUCAAACUGCAAGCUUAUUUUGGUACAUUGUCUGAUAAUUCUAAUCUGGGAUAAUUUAUCAUUGACUUAAGCAUAAGGGAUACUAAUUAUUAGUACUAUGAGUAGUUGUACAACAUUGGAGUUAAAAAAUUUUAUAGCAUAGACAAAAGUUCAACUGUUUAAAUAGAGAAACCAUUUGAAAGAAAAGAAUAAAGUCGUUAUGGAGGAUAAAUAUCUGGAGUAUAUGCUAAAGAUGUAUUAUCAUAUAACAAAAUAAAGUCUAAUUAUCAAUUUGCUUGUGUUCAGUUUGCAUAUGAUUUAAUUUAAAUUUAUUAUAAUGGUGUAAUUGUUUUCAAUAAAAUAACUGACAACAUCUUUGAUUAAAUGUAUUAAGAAAAUGCUAUUAGCACAAGCGACUACAUUUUAAGUGGAUCUAAAUAUGAUUUGCCAAUAAGUGACACUACUUUCAUAUAGACAAACAGUAUUGAUAUUACCUUUGAUUUAGACAUUAAUUCAGAAUACUAUAACAAUCCCUCUAAUCCAUUGGUUAGCAACUCAGAUACUUUUCAAAUUAUGAGCUAUGGAAUCUAUUUAGAUGGUGAAGAUUUUACUGAUAAAAUAAAACAAAAGCGAAUCACAUUAGAUUAGCUUACAGAUCAGAGUGGUAAAAUUAAUGACACUACUUAUAUCCCUAAAGAUCUUCUAGAAAUGGUAAUGCAAAAUUAUAAUAUCCCUGAUGAUUUUACUUAUAGAAGUUGUAAUAAUUGUUAAUGCUAUGAAGCUGAAAGCUUGCCUGAAAUAAGUCUCUUUACUGAAGAAUACAAAAUAACUAUUAAACCAGAUCAAUACAUAGUAAAAUAUGAAAAUAGUUGCUUUGUUAAUUUAGACAAGUCAGACAAUUUUGUAAUUUCAUCUCCUUUGUUAUUUAAUUCUGAUAUCAAAAUUUUGUAUCAAAAACAAUCUAACUCAAUAAAAAUAAUUAAUGCAAAGCUGAUCAACCACAUGAACUUGAAAUAAAUAAUAAUAAUAUUUCCUAUCUUAAAUCUGCUUAUACUAAUAACCCUUUUAUAUAUCCCUAUUAAAUGGGCGUUAAAUUUUUAGUCUUAUAAAUUAGAAUAAAUUUCUACUUUACAAUGCUAAUUUAAAAUGAAACAAAAUUGA